Aspergillus candidus is the source of this 1168-nucleotide messenger RNA. RefSeq names its product 40S ribosomal protein eS17. Gene Ontology annotation, biological process: translation. The coding region runs from base 51 to 476 and encodes 141 amino acids. The record is from RefSeq and is a predicted model, not a curated record. Gene Ontology annotation, cellular component: ribosome. The transcript is spliced from 4 exons. Gene Ontology annotation, molecular function: structural constituent of ribosome. Lineage: Eukaryota; Fungi; Ascomycota; Eurotiomycetes; Eurotiales; Aspergillaceae.
CAUCUCGAACAUACUACCGCAGAUUCCCCGACAACCACCACCUCGCCAUCAUGGGUCGCGUUCGCACGAAGACCGUCAAGCGGUCCGCCAAGGUCGUUAUUGAGCGCUACUACCCCAAGCUCACUCUGGACUUCGAGGUCAACAAGAAGGUCUGCGAUGAGGUCGCCAUUAUCGCCAGCAAGCGCCUGCGCAACAAGAUUGCCGGUUACACCACGCACCUGAUGCGCCGUAUCCAGCGUGGCCCCGUCCGCGGUAUCUCCUUCAAGCUUCAGGAGGAGGAGCGUGAGCGCAAGGAUCAGUACAUCCCCGAGAUCUCCGCUCUCGACUUCACCCAGAACAGCGAGACCGGCAAGCUCGAUGUUGAUCAGGACACCAAGGAUCUCCUGAAGAGCAUUGGCUUCGACUCCAUCCCCGUCAACAUCCAGGCUGUUUCCCAGCAGCAGGUUGCCGACCGCCCCCGCCGUUUCGGCCGCUAAAUUUGCACGUGAGUGCGCGUGGCAGAUGGAGCGAUGAUGGUUAGCAAAUGAUUGGGUGGGAUUUGGAAUGGAGGAAAACAGCGAGGUGGUGAUCUUCCUUUUCUAUGAUGGGUAAUGGCGUCCAAGAUUUCAGCAUAUGUUUGCUCGCGGAGGUAGAAUUAGGACAUAUCUUGAGCCAUGAAAAUGAAACGCCAGUCCUUCUCCGCAGCCGAUGAAUAGCCCCGUCUUUCAAGCCGUAUCCGGGAGGCAUGUGCGUGGACGUCUCCUUUAUGUGGAAGAACUGUCCGACAAACCGGCACCUAUCAUGGACUCUCAGCUGUUGUCUCGCGACUGACGAUGGUCUAUUCACGGGGUUGAGCCAAAUAGUACGAUCUCUGGCUCCGUCGAGGAAUAUCCAACCCGCUGGAUCUCUCCAUGUCAUGAAUACAUUUACGAUGACAACCUAUGGUGUCUUGUCUCCUCCACUUUGCAACCAUGUCUGCUCGUAUCCAUGUAGAGGAUGCUAUCGGACUUGGCUUAUCCAUCGUAGCUAGCAUAUCAACGGGAGCAAUACAGCAUUCCAGACAGUCGAUACCUAGAAACUGAGGCAUCAGUAUGGUUUUUGCCCUAUCAUCUAACCACUUCGGGUUAGUGUAUCUAUGGCUUUAAUGUGCGAUUAUGUCAUCUCGUUCAAGGGCGGUGAAGCCAACACG